CUGGAGCCUUUCCCCGCCACACCCCUCCGUCCCAGUCCCAGGCCACCCGAGUGACCCAUGGCUGCGGCGACAGCCCCGCAAGGGUGGCAGUGGGGAGAGCCACGCGCGCUUGGCCGGGCAGUAAAGUUGCUCCAGCGCCUGGAAGAGCAAUGCAGUGAUCUCAGGCUGUUCGUGGGGCCCCCGUCGCUACGGGACCUGCUACCCCGCACCGCACAGCUACUUCGAGAGGUGGCAAAAGCCCGGAGCGAUAAGACCAGGGGAGACCCCGAGGGUCCCGGUGGCGCCGGUGAUUUUCUGGUCAUCUACCUGACCAACCUGGAGGCCAAAGGCAGGCAGGUGGCCGAGCUCCUGCCACACCGCGGCAAAAAGGACGCGAACCAGGAUGUUUUCCGGGAGGGCUCCAGAUUCAGGCGACAACUAGCCAAGCUGGCCCUCAUCUUCAGUCACAUGCACGCGGAGUUGAGCGCACUCUUCCCUGAGGGCAAGUACUGUGGGCACCUGUACCAGCUCACCAAGGGCUCUGCCAACACCUUCUGGAGGGAGAAUUGUGGAGUUCGGUGCGUGCUUCCCUGGGCUGAGUUCCAGUCCCUCCUGUGCUCCUGCCACCCUGUGGAACCAGGCCCCAUCAUGCAGGCCUUGCGGUCCACCUUGGACCUCACCUGCAGCGGCCACGUGUCUGUCUUUGAGUUCGACAUCUUCACCAGGCUCUUCCAGCCGUGGCCCACUUUACUGAAGAAUUGGCAACUCCUGGCUGUCAACCAUCCUGGCUACAUGGCCUUCCUCACCUACGAUGAGGUCCAAACACGUCUGCAGGCCUACAGGGACAAACCGGGCAGCUAUAUCUUCCGGCCCAGCUGUACCCGCCUAGGGCAGUGGGCCAUUGGGUACGUGAGCUCCGAUGGAAGCAUCCUACAGACCAUUCCUCUCAACAAGCCUCUGCUCCAGGUGCUCCUGAAAGGACAAAAGGACGGCAUCUUCCUCUACCCUGAUGGAAAGAACCACAACCCAGAUUUGACUGAGCUCUGCCGUGCAGAACUGAACCAGUGCAUCCAAGUGUCACAGGAACAACUGCAGCUCUACCAAGCCAUGAACUCCACCUUUGAGCUGUGCAAGAUCUGCGCAGAGAGGGACAAGGACGUGAGAAUUGAGCCCUGUGGGCAUCUUCUCUGCAGCUGCUGCUUGACUGCCUGGCAGCACUCAGACAGCCAGACCUGUCCCUUCUGCCGCUGUGAGAUCAAAGGCCGAGAGGCCGUGAGUAUCUGUCAGGCACAGGAGAGGUCAAUGGAGGUCAGGACUGCUGCAGGUGACUCAGGAGACAACUGUCACCAGGAAGCUGCCGAGUGGAAACUGGAACCGGUGACUCCUUCUGCUCCCCCACUGCCCCCUGAAGAUCCAUGCCCUCAGAGACCCCAAGACAAAGGCUGGCUGACACUGGCUCCGUUCGCCCUGCCCAGACUCCGACCUCCACUUCCUCUCCCCAAAGUGGCGUCCGUUCUGUGGGAAGUCACCUCCAGGCCCCAGGUCAGGGAGGGGGCCACAGAGUAA
Messenger RNA from Rattus rattus (black rat), 1545 nucleotides. It is a transcript of the gene Cblc, whose product is annotated as Cbl proto-oncogene C. Gene Ontology annotation, molecular function: receptor tyrosine kinase binding; SH3 domain binding; ubiquitin protein ligase activity. Gene Ontology annotation, biological process: negative regulation of epidermal growth factor-activated receptor activity; cell surface receptor signaling pathway. The transcript has 10 exons. The coding region runs from base 58 to 1545 and encodes 495 amino acids. NCBI's taxonomy places the organism in Eukaryota, Metazoa, Chordata, Mammalia, Rodentia, Muridae. Gene Ontology annotation, cellular component: membrane raft; plasma membrane. The record is from RefSeq and is a predicted model, not a curated record.